Messenger RNA from Hylaeus volcanicus, 5489 nucleotides. It is a transcript of the gene yl, whose product is annotated as vitellogenin receptor. The record is from RefSeq and is a predicted model, not a curated record. The transcript has 27 exons. Lineage: Eukaryota; Metazoa; Arthropoda; Insecta; Hymenoptera; Colletidae. The coding region runs from base 137 to 5281 and encodes 1714 amino acids. Gene Ontology annotation, molecular function: protein binding; calcium ion binding.
CUUUAGUGUCCUGAUAACAGUCGUAGCGGUAACAAGGACCUAGCAGCUUCAAUACAACAUCAGCAUUCAUAAACUCAGAAUAUCCUUAGAGACAUUAAAUCUCAUUUAAACCUGUAUGGUAUAAAAAACCUUCAUUAUGUGCCGCAAUCUAUUUGUGUUCCUCGUAUUGAGCGUCUUCUAUUUACGCGUCGAUUCCAUGGCUACACCGUGCCAGGAGCCCGAUAUGUUCUUGUGCAAGAGCGGGCAAUGCAUCUUAUCCUCUUUUAGAUGCGACGGAGAGAACGAGUGCACUGACGGAUCAGACGAAGAACAAUGCCAUGGAUAUGAACCCACCUUUUCUCUGGUUCAAUGUGCCACGGAUGAAUUUCAAUGUUCGAAGCAUUAUUGCAUACCGAUCGAAAAGUUCUGCGAUGCCAAAACUGAUUGCCCCGACGGAAACGACGAGUAUCCUAAUUGCGUAAAAGAUCUAAAAUGCGAUACUUUUCGAUGCGACGAUGGUUAUUGCGUGAGAAACGAAUGGGUUUGUGACGGUGUACCGGAUUGUCCCGAUAAAAGUGAUGAAAUCAAAUGCGGAAAUAAAACAGUACCACCCGAGGAAUGCAACAACGAGAUCGAUCGAUAUCUGUGCAAAAAUCAAAGAUGCAUUUUCCUGAAUGCAACUUGUAACGAGAAAGACGAUUGCGGCGAUAAUUCGGAUGAAAAUGCAGACGAGUGUAAGAAGGCUGACUCCUCGUGUAAACAGACAGCAAAAUGUGAGCACUAUUGCAGAAAAACACCCGAAGGCGCUCAGUGUUCGUGUCGUUUGGGUUAUCAAUUAUCGAACAAUCGAACAUGCUCAGAUGUGAAUGAAUGCGAAAUUUAUGGCAUAUGCGAUCAAGAGUGCGUUAACUCUGCUGGGUCCUAUACAUGCUCGUGUCAUUCCGAUUACACCUUGAACGAUGAUAGGAAAACUUGUAAAGCUGAAGGUGGUGAAGCAACGAUGGUGUUCUCAAUCAAAUCAGAAAUCCGUGGCUUUUAUCUCAAUUCCAAAUUAUAUUAUCCAAUCACUCACAAUUUACAACACGCUGUAGCUGUUUCGUUAGAUGCAAAUUACGUGUACUGGUCCGACAUUGAAAAUGGAGAUGAAGCAAUAAUCAAAAGUUUAGAAGAUGGUUCCCAGCGAGAAGUCAUUGUUACCACAGGUUUAAAUAGUCCCGACGACAUAGCAGUGGACUGGGUAACAGGCAAUGUAUACUUCACUGACAGUGGUUUCAUGCAUAUUGGUGUUUGCAGUAACGACGGUUUUUAUUGCACCAUUAUAAUUAAGAAUCGUAGCGAUAAACCAAGAGGUCUUGCAGUAUUGCCAUCGAAUGGUUUGAUGUAUUGGACCGAGUGGGGUUUAAAUUCGCGCAUAUUAAUGGCAAGCAUGGAUGGAACGAACAGCAGCGUACUAGUCGCAGAAAGUUUAAAAUGGCCAAACAGUUUAUCUAUCGAUUAUGCGAAUAAAAGACUGUAUUGGAUAGAUAGUAAAUUAAAAAUAAUCGAAUCGAUACGACUGGAUGGUACCGAUCGCAGGAUUGUGUUAAAGGGGGUAGCAAAGAAACCGUUUUCGCUAGCAGUAUUCGAAAAUAAAAUCUAUUGGAGCGAUUGGAUAUCCAAUACUAUACAGUCGUGCGAUAAAUUCACUGGUAAAGAUUGGGAACUUUUAGUGACCGCGAAUAACACAAUUUAUGGGAUGCAUAUAUAUCACUCUGUCUUAAAACCCAAGAUGCCAAAUCCAUGCAAUUCAAAUCCUUGUUCGCAAUUGUGCUUGCUAAAUUCCGAGAGUAAAUAUACCUGUGCUUGCACGUUAGACAAAGAACUCAAUUCAGAUCAACACACAUGUCGUACGAUCAGAAAGAAUAUUCACCUCGUUAUCGCUGCAAAAAAUACAUUCAUAGACUACCACCAUCAACUGUUGGGAAGACCAAAAAUGACACCAACAGUUACCUUGAAACACGUUACUGCCAUCACUUACAAUCCUCUCACUGGUGGUCUGCUCGCAAGUGAUCAGCUGACUGAUAAUAUUUUCCAAUUUGACACGAAUACAGGAAGUUUGAAAAAUAUAUUGUCUAUAAAAAAUGAAAUACUAGGAGGAAUGGACUUUGAUUAUAUUGGGAAUAAUUUGUACUUGUCGGAUAUAAAGCAGAAAACUAUCCAAGUUCACAGUUUGACCACCAACCAGAAGACAGUUUUCUACUUCCAAGACGAGCCUUACGAUAUCGCGCUGGUGCCGGAGAAAAGUGUGAUGUUCGUCGUUUUUCGUGUGAACGAAAAGUACCGCAUAGACAGGAUGAAGAUGCAUGGAAUUGGUCCCAGAGUUCCAGUGGAAGGAGCCAAAACCCCCUUGUUUGGACCGAAGGUAUCGUUAUCUUACGAUAGAGAUCUAAAACGAUUGUAUUGGAGCGAUCAAGGUACUGGUCGUAUUGGUAGUGCGCCUAUCUCUGGUUCCGAGACCAACAUCUUCCGCACUGGAUUGGCGGAACCUGUAAGUCUCGUUGUCCUCGGUGACUACGUCUUCUGGACUCAAUACAAGUCGAAACAAUUGCACUGGACCAGCAAAAGCGAUAUCCACCAAAAACAGAAACGCAUCGCGUUACAAACACCUAAAGAUUCGGACAGGUUACUGUUAAUCGGUUUGCACGGAGCGUAUGCAAAUGAGCACGAAUGUCGUAAAAACAAUGGGAACUGUUCUCAUGUGUGCCUGCUAUCUAAUCUUCGUUCGCACAUUUGCGCGUGUCCCCCUGAUAUGAUGCUAAGUGAAGAUAACAGAACGUGCAUUGCUCAAACAGCUUGCGAGUCUGGCGAAGUAAAAUGCAGGGAACACGACAAAUGCAUAAAAUUGCAUCAAAGAUGCGACGGCGUGCAAGACUGUCCUAACGGUGAAGACGAAUCGGAUGUAUGCGACGAACUGCAGUUGUCAAAUUGUGCAAAGGACCAAUUCCAGUGUCACAACGGAGAAUGCGUAAACAAGGAGGCAGUUUGCAAUUCCCACUACGACUGUACAGAUCGAUCGGACGAACAGGACUGUGAUAAAAAAGAAUGCAACUCUAAAGAGUUUGAAUGUCACGAAGGGACUUGCAUAUCAAAAUAUCUCGUGUGCGACGGACAACCCGACUGCUCCGAUUUUUCUGACGAAGUGAAUUGCGAGAUACACACGUGCGACACUGGCAGCUUCGCAUGCGAAAGUAAAAAGUGCAUCCCUGAAACAUGGCAAUGCGACGGCGAGGUCGACUGUCCAGAUGGUUCCGACGAGAGUGAAACGUGUCAAAGAAUUUCGUGCCCCUCUGAAAUGUUCACUUGUCACAAUGGUCGUUGUAUAGACUCCUCUUUAAAGUGCAACGCAGUCGACGAUUGCGAGGAUAACAGCGACGAGCAAUAUUGCGUAGAAGGAAGCACGAGUACCUUCGCAAAUUGCACAGCAGACGAAUACAAGUGCUAUAAUACGGAAAUGUGUCUUUCGAAGACAGUAAGGUGCAACGGCGUCCAGGAUUGUCCAAAGAACGACGACGAACGUAACUGCGCUCGGUGCCAAAAGGGAGAAUACGUUUGCGACAACCGGAAGUGCAUCGAUGAAUCUUGGGUAUGCGAUACGUACAACGACUGCGGCGAUGGGUCCGAUGAAAGAGAUUGCGACGGUAGCAUAGCGAAGAUAAUCGGUGUGAGCAAUAUUUCUAAUUGCAAAGAAUUCAGAUGUUCCAAUGGAGUUUGCCUCCCGUUCGACAAAGUGUGCGACGGAAUAAUAGAUUGUCCAGAUAGGAGCGACGAGUUUGGAGAAUGCACAACAUCGUGUACAAAAGACAAUCCCUGCGAGAAUGUAUGCUAUAAGACGCCUCUGGGUUCUGCGUGCGGUUGUCGAAUCGGGUAUCAAUUGAGCCGCGACUUUAGAUCAUGCGAAGACAUCAACGAAUGCGAACACAAUGCCUGUCCGCAGUCAUGUCGCAAUACGGAUGGAUCUUUCACUUGCUCUUGUUACGAGGGUUACGUACUUCGUAGCGACAAAAUCUCUUGCAAAGUGGCUGGACCACAGAUGAAGAUAAUCACUGUCGCUGGAAACGACAUUAGAAAAUUGUCACCGAGCUUGGAUUCGAUCCAAGUUGUAUACGAAGAACUAAACACCGAAAUAAGUGGGAUCGACGUGAAUGCGAACGAGGGAAGCAUCUAUUGGAGUAACGAUGAGUUAGGCAUGAUAAGUAAAGUACACUUGGAAAGUAGAGAACAAAUGCUUGUUACUGGUCUUGGGAGACCAGAAGCACUUGCCGUCGACUGGAUCACCGAUAACGUAUAUUUUACCGAUAACGAUCAUCAGAGCAGCAUCAAGGUAUGUAAUCUGGACCAACAGAGGUGCGCAACAGUAGUCACGAUCGGGGCACGAAUUAAAGCGAUGUCGAUCUCCGUCGAUCCGAAACGGGGGUUGCUAUUUUGGAGCGAAACAAGUUGGAUCGAGUACGAUAGACCCACUAGUUCGAUAUAUCGGUCCAGUACAGCAGGUUCUAACGCAACAAAAAUAGUAUCGCGAAAUGUUGGUAUCGUCUAUGCAAUAACGAUCGAUCAUACAAGAUCUAGAUUGUAUUGGUCGGACACUCUCCUGAAAACUAUCGAGUCCUCAUAUUUCGACGGUUCUGAUCGUAUGAUAUUUAUGAAGACGGGUGUUUAUCAAGCUCUGAGCAUGAAUAUAUACGAAGAUUCCAUAUACUGGUUGGUGGGUACAACAAGCAUGUUGAAAAAAUGUAAAUUAUUUGGCGACAAAUCGUGCUCGUCGAUCUCCAUUGGCAAAUCAAAUAUCGACAACCAUUUUGCGAUUUUGCACCCUUCGAGACAGCCUAUUGGAAAGAACACUUGCGAGGGUCAUAAAUGUGAUUACAUGUGCGUAUUGAAUGGCAAUAAUUCUUUAUGUAUUUGUCACGAUGGCCACCCGAAAGAUUCCAAAGGUCUCUGCACGGAAGCCAUAAAUUCAAGAAUUAAAUUUAAUUCAAGAAGUACUCGAAGUGACAAGAGUACUCGACAACAAAACGGAGCGUUAAUUGGAGUAAUCGUCACAUUGUUAGUUUGCGUUAUAGGUAUCUCGGGAUAUUUUUAUUAUCGGAAAACCAAGCCUAGCUUUUUAAAACAGAAUUCUUUGAGUAUUCAUUUUCAAAAUCCAUCGUACGACCGACGAGACGAAAUGGCAUCGCUCUGUUAUACAUCCGGUUUACCUCCAGGGGAACACGAAUACGUGAAUCCAGUGGCUGAUAUGACAAAGGUAAUAAGUACAAAAAACUAGUAAUAGAGAACAAUGAGAAACCGAUAAUAAGUAUAGAUUCCGAUCUGUCGGAUAACGAGAUCGAAGAUUCAGAAUGCAAAUCAAACAUUCGUUUAAUAUAUUAAGAUAUAUAUAUAUAUAUAAAUGAAAGUAAGCGUCGAAGUAAAAUGUAAUAUUUAUGAAUAUUUAAUUAUUUCAUUUAUAAAACCUGUACAUAGAAAAAUAUUGU